AUGAGGGGUCUCUCCUCUUUUAUAGGGGAUACAAUACACAUAGUCAAAGUUUCUCUGAUCGAGGUUCGUCGCCUAGCGGACGUCAUCUCUGUUAUGCGUUGUCUCUUUCAUCCCAUCGCUGUCGCGCAGUCAACGUGGCCGGUCGCUAUCCGGCGGUCGCUAUCACGGUCUCCAGCCGAGCUCCCAGGCCGAGCCGAGCUCAUGGGGCGAGCCGAGCUCAUGGGCCGAGCAGAGAAGAUUUUCCACGUGGCCUCUGGAGCUAUCCUCCAUCACAAGCCCCCCACUCUCCGGGUUUCGUUGCAAUCGGCGAGGGAACCCGAGAGAGUAGGCGGACCAUUCUCGAGGACUCGGGGAUCCGAGCGCAAAAAUGCACCCUUACCCGGGAGGAGUUCCGCAAGGCGAAGCGCCUACCCUCGGCGCCGGGUGUUAACCGUGCACCGCCCCACCGCCGAACAAUCAUUCUUUGAUGCCCCGCCGGGCUCCUUCGCCAUCCACCUCAAGUUUCUUGAGUAUGGGUUCCGCUUCCCCCUCCACCAGUUAGUCAUAGAUUUCUUCCUCCACUUUGAUUUUCUCCCUUGCCAAGUCGUGCCCAAAUCCCACCGCUACCUGGCGGGAUUUCUCAUUCGUUCCCAAGGGACCGGGGUUCGCCCCGAUCUGGCCCGUUUCUUGCUUCUCUUCCGGUUGGCGAAGUCGUCCGGUCGGGCGAACUCCGACUCGGGCUCGUAUGCAUCCAUAUUCCAAAGACAGGAGAAGCUCUUCAAGACGAGAAAAGACUCCGCCAAGAGUUGGAAGGGGAAAUUCGUCUUCGUUUCUCUGUCCUCGGGCUCCCCCUUUCGUAAGGAGCCCCUCAGCUCCUUCCGACGCCGUUCCGCCUUCAUCAACUCGGACAAGAUGCUCGAGGAUGUAGAGACGCUCUGCACCGAGCGAAUGAAGCUCAUGUUCCCAGAUGCCGCAAGCGGCAGCUCCCGGGCUCCUACCGUGGCGGGUCGUCCUCCGACUCCGCCCGUGAAGUCGACCCCCGAGGCGGCUCAGAAGAAGAAGAGAAAGGCCACGGCCUCGGCCACUGACCCUCCCCAGGGGCUUGAAUCCCCAUUGAUGAAGGAUUUCGGCCACCAAAAGUGUGUCAAGGCGGCCUUCCCCGCGGGGGUCUCCUUUUUGGACCGGGACUACGACCCGGAAACCUUUCUGCGUAGCAUGACCCCUCCUACCAAUCGCGCCAAGAUCAAGGACGCCGACCGGGAGGCUCUGGCCUCGGACAUGUUUCACGAGAUGGGCUCGGCGAUGAUGCGCAUGGUCGACAUCACCCAGCGGCUUCGCAUCUGUGAGGCUGACUGGAGCAGGGCUUAUGUUGAGAUAGCUGACCUCAACGAGGCGCUGAAGGUGGCUAAGGAGCAAGCUCGCCAGGCCGAGGAGAGGGCUCAGCAGCUCGCGGAGGAGGCGGCUCGCCAGGCACGCAACGAGGCUCGCGAGCAAGCCGUGGCCGAGUUCAUAUCUUCGGGGGCAUUCCAAGACGAGGCCUUCGCCCGUAUGAAUGACCUGCUCAAGGCCUGGGGUCAGACUGACGUGGGACGGGCUUUUGCUCGCUCCGAAGGGACCCAGUGGUACAACCUCGGCCUGUUUCGAGCGCAGCAAGUCCUUUCCGACCGGUUCCUCAAUGGAGAGGACUUCCCCGAACCGUGCGACCACCCCGAUGAGCUCGACACUUCCAUCUAUUACCCGAGUGGCGGAGACACGGCCGGCGAGCAGACGGGUGCUAAUGAGGAGCGAGGAGAGACGUUCUCCUUCGGCAGCUAUUCCCUUGGUGGUUCUUCGGCCAUCCCGACCAAGUCAGGGCCGAGCUCGACCCCGCCGCCCUCGCCGCGGGACUCUUGGGUCUCGGACUCUGAGUCUGAGUCAGUGCACCCCGAUCCUUCUGCUAAGAUCCCGGGGUUCAUCUACUACUCGUCGGAGGAGGACGAGAAGACCCCCUCUCCGCCGGUUCGUCGUGAGGUCCCCCCUCCCCCAGUCACCGCCUACCGUGGUGGACGUGGGCGUCGCCCUCCCGCUCCUCCGGCGGCGGACGCGAGUGAGGGUUCCGUGGCAUCUCAUCAUCCGAGCCGGCAACCAUUUGAAGACCCGGGCUCGCCCAGCUUCGCCGAAUCUACGGGUCAUUCUGUUGUCAGUAGGGCUCCUUCUCCAUCCUCGUACCCCCCGCCUUGCCCUUGCGAGCGUGGGUGGAACUGUGGCAUGCACUGAAGUUUGCCCGCACUUUAAUUAUUUGUAAUGCACUUAAUUAUUGUAAGGCGUUCGUGCCAUGUACUUGCCCGUUUUGCGGGGUGAAUAAAAUUUGGAUGUGAUU
Cuscuta campestris is the source of this 2338-nucleotide messenger RNA. NCBI's taxonomy places the organism in Eukaryota, Viridiplantae, Streptophyta, Magnoliopsida, Solanales, Convolvulaceae. The record is from the annotation of a GenBank genome assembly.